Molecule: messenger RNA, 913 nt
Organism: Pimephales promelas (fathead minnow)
Lineage: Eukaryota; Metazoa; Chordata; Actinopteri; Cypriniformes; Leuciscidae
Source: RefSeq, a predicted model, not a curated record
AUGUUCUUCCUCUUCUUCACUGCUACUUCACUGCAGACUCACACAACAUCUCUGAACCUUCUCAUCUCAGCAACAGAUAACAUGGUUUUCUCUGCUCCACUGAGGAUCCUCCUGCUCUGCCUGCUUCACUUUAGCACUCGUGCUGUAAGUGAGGAUGUGGACCCAGUAAUCCUGCAGCGUAUUAUUACGCGAUUUCAUCAAAACUUGGGUUUAGGACAAUACACUGUUGUGUUCAGAGUCGACAGGAACAUAUGUCUUGAAAACUCUACAUUUCCAGAUCAGAACUUACUGGCCCGAGUGACAAACACUGUUCAGAGCAAUGGGGUUUAUGACGAGGAUAACCUCGUAGCUGCAAAGGCUUAUCCAAACCAACAUUCAGAGUAUCGCCUGAGGAAUCUUCUGGGGAACAUCUUGAAUGUUCCAAAUCAAUGUGUGGUUUAUUUCUCUGUGAAUUCACCCUGUUUGACAACAUGCCUAUCAAAUGGGCCAUACAACAUUCAAGCCAAUCUUGUAGGGUUACGAAACUAUGAGGGAAUCAAAGCGCUUGCAUUCCGAUACAUCUGGCAACAUGAUGAUAAACAGGCGCUGAAAAACAGACUGAAUGUUAUUGCCCCGCACUUGCCAAAUUAUCUUUGUGUGAUAAACACGCACAGAUGUGACCCCCUCUGAUGCUUAAACGUGACAUUGGCUUUCCUCACACAUAUAUACGGUUUUAUUUAGCUGAUGAUUUAAAAAAAUUUUUUUUUACAGCAAUUGCAGUAAACAUUAAAAUUGGCAAAUAAAUUCUACAGUCUGUAAAAUGCAUAGCCUAAAUUGUGAUAUUGUGUGUGCUUGAUAGUUAUUGUUAUAGUAAACUAAUGUCAGCAUGUCUGCUUAUACUGGAGCAAAUAAAAAUACAUUUUCCUGAGCAUCA